CUUCCACAUGUUACAGAUGAUCCAGAUACACCAGAACAGAAAAUUGGAAUGCCUGCUAUCUUCGGUAUAGUACUAGGUCUAGUGGUCUGUAUCGUGCUUAUGGUGCUCUGCUUUUUGAAAUACCGUCAGAAUCGGAAUUGUCCAUCACCAAUCAACAGGAGAAAUGGACAACAAUAUUCACCAAUUCCACUGGAAAAUACUGCUACGACUGCUGCUGCCAUGGCUCCCACUACUUCUACCGUUUCUUUUACCUCCCCUUCAGCUGGUACUUCUACUACUACCGUUGCUUCUACUUCCACGUCCCCUACUCCUGCUUCUGUCCCUUGUACUUCAACUAACCCUUGUAUUAUUUCUACUAAUAACGGUUUUUCCACUUCCCCUGCUACUAAUAAUAACGUUACUACUGCUUCAAUUGCUACUGCUGUUUGCGUUACUUCUAUAUCCACUCCCCCCUCUACUUUCACUUCCCCUUCUACUGCUACUACUGCUUCAGUUACUUCUACUUCCACUUCCCCAUCUACUGCUAUUACUGCUUCAGUUACCUCUACUUCCACUCCCCCCUCGACUGCUACUACUGCUUCCGUUACCUCUACUUCCACUUCCCCAUCGACUGCUACUACUGCUUCCGUUACCUCUACUUCCACUUCCCCAUCUACUGCUACUACUGCUUCAGUUACCUCUACUUCCACUUCCCCAUCUACUGCUACUACUGCUUCAGUUACCUCUACUUCCACUUCCCCAUCUACUGCUACUACUGCUUCAGUUACCUCUACUUCAACUUCCCCAUCUACUGCUACUACUGCUUCAGUUACCUCUACUUCCACUUCCCCAUCUGCUGCUACUACUGCUUCAGUUACCUCUACUUCCACUUCCCCAUCUGCUGCUACUACUGCUUCCGUUACCUCUACUUCCACUUCCCCCUCAACUGCUAUUUCUUCCGUUACCUCUACUUCUAAUUCCCCUUCUACUCCGUCUGCUGGUCAUGUUCCUGCUGCAACUUCCGCUGAAAUAAACAAGGUGUCAACAACGACUACCAACACAUCAAGAGUCAUGUCUGCAUCUGCCCAGAACGAUUAUCAGUCCAGCGAGAGGAUGGUUACCGAUCGCGAAAUAUUAAAAUUGUCAAACCUCAUGCCAUUCGAUAAACUCAGCUCGUUCUGCGUUGCUCUGGGAUUAAGCCUUACUGACGCUCAGAAUAUUUCAUCUAGACAUCAGUUAAAUUCUCACGCUGCAUUUGAGGAAGUUUUGAAGCGGUGGAAAGGAAUAUCAGAAGGAAGAAUAAGCGAUCUUGAUGACGCUCUUCGUGAGGCAGAAUGCCUAGACCUUAUUAACAGAUACAAGGAAUAGAUCAACAUAUUGUGUUCCAUGUGUUUAAACCGUAGAUGAUGUUUUCUUUGUUAAUAAAAACAGGAUCAAUACUAUAACAUCACCAAAUCAUUGUUGUUAUAUUCCACGUGUUCGUAAUAACGUCAUGUUGUACAUGUAUACUGUGUCCCAAAUUGACGUUGAAAAUAUAAUAGCAUCUUUUAUUCCAUAUUGACUACUCUUUGCUGAAUAUUUGCUUAGUAUUUACCUAAUAUAUUUUAGAUAUAAUAAUUAAUAAAGAUCUUCUGAAAAAUGAAUUGAUUCUAAAUUCUUAAUAUCUUAAUAUGAAGAAAUGUAUCUUCUUUAAAUAUUCGGGCCUCCAUCAUGUUUGCACUAAUAGAAGCACUAAAAAAAAUCGUUAGUUUCUUGAUCAUUAUACCUGUUUUCCAAUUCGAAAAUAAGUGUCUCACCUUAGGAUCUCACUCCGGAGUCCAAUUACUAAAGCGUUUAUGAAGUGAUUAAAUAAUCAUGCGUGUAUAUAUGUAUAUUUUAUGUUUGAUGUACAUGCAUAUAAAUCGUGUGUUGGUGUCAGAGGAUUUUUUUCUAGAGCAUUUGUUAAAUUGCCUGAGCCGUUUUGUAUACUUCCAGAGUCAUUUUUGCAGGAUUAGUCGUUCUUUAAACUAUUGGAUAUCUAGCGUGUGCUAUGUGCAUAAUCUCGUGAAAUAAAAAAUAAAUUUAACACAAAUGAGGGUGGAGAGGAAAUCAUUUACAGGCAACUUUUUUAUGCAGGUUUAAAUAAUUAUGCCAUGACAAAUCAUGAUUAUUAUUAGUAUCUUUAUUAUAACGAUCAUUAUUGCAUUUAAUGUAUUUAUACACAAAUGACAAAUUCUUUUGAAAUUUGAAUACAAAUUCUUGGAAGACUUUAGAUAAUCUGAAUUCGGAGUGACUAUCUCCAUGCCUUCUUUUUAAAAGUAUCAUCUUAUAUAAUUUCAAAGGCAUCUCAUAAAUUUCAAUAAUUUGACAAUUGUUGUGUAAUUUUCCAUGUUCUCAAGUCAAUGCUGAAUGUCCACACAGACCACUUUAGCUCUCUCACCUAGCUUUACUCUGGCAUUUUCCCCAUUCUUUAAGUUUACCCCCAUUUCCCCGUAAUACAAUGUUCAAAAUAGAAUAAUUCAACAGUUCGUAUUUUUUUUAUUUUGUUGCAUUAAACCCAUUAAUAAAUUGCAUUUCUAUGUC
This is a messenger RNA of Lytechinus variegatus (green sea urchin), 2541 nucleotides long. RefSeq names its product cell wall protein DAN4-like. The record is from RefSeq and is a predicted model, not a curated record. Bases 49 to 1347 code for a protein of 432 amino acids. The transcript is spliced from 6 exons. Lineage: Eukaryota; Metazoa; Echinodermata; Echinoidea; Temnopleuroida; Toxopneustidae.